GGCAAAACCCUACCUUUUAGUUCUGAUGUGUUGUACACAGACCCUUCCAGAAAAAAGUACUGACUGAACCGACAACAGGAUAGAGGGACAUGGAUGGCUCGAUCUAGACUGGCUCCCAUUCGUAGCCGCCAAAGGCAUCCCCGAAAAGAAGCAGCAUUGCAAAGACCAGCUUUCGUUCCAGCGCGGCAGUGCGCUUGUUUCAAUCUAAGAUCUAGACCUAGACUAGAAAUAAUCGCCCAACAGCCUGCCUACAAUUAUCUGAGUAAGGUAUUCAAAAAGCAUUCUAUCCCC
This is a messenger RNA of Pyricularia grisea, 291 nucleotides long. RefSeq lists its product as uncharacterized. The annotation marks the transcript as partial. Lineage: Eukaryota; Fungi; Ascomycota; Sordariomycetes; Magnaporthales; Pyriculariaceae. The transcript has 2 exons. The record is from RefSeq and is a predicted model, not a curated record.